GGGGGAGCUGGGGGUGGGACGGGCAGGAUGGAUGGAGGCAGGGAAAUGAGGACACAUAGAGGAGAGAACUGGAACUGCAGCCACCGAACCAGAUUGUUCGUCCACUGACCAACGGGGGACGACUCACGCCGGUUUCAUCGAGACGCGACAGCUCAGUCGUGUUCCAUCGUCCUGCCUCCAACACGUGCUACUGAACUGCAGACAUCAGAUCCUGAACCCAGACGAGAACAGAUCGUGGAUCAGAGGACAAAACGAGGAGAAAUGUGUAUUUUUGUUCACUUUGCUUCGCUGUUUACUAUUUCUAUUCGUCAUCAUGUCAUCGUUUUGGUUUUUACCUGCGCAGCCCGUCAUGCUUUUGUAAAGUUGUUUGCUGUUUUUACAUUUUUUAUAUUCCAUGAAAUCAGUGUUUGGUUGUGAUGAGGGAAUCGACCUUAACACCUCCACAACUUGACUUCUCCUCUAAUUUAUUACUAAAAACGUCUCCAGUUCGCCAGAGCAGCGAGUUUCAGGAGCGACGUCGUGCACAAACACUUUUCUAGAGCCGAUGAAGGCGAACUCCUCGACGUUUGUGAAUAAUCCUCAUGAACACUGAAUGUGUGUAACCUCUGCUUCAUAUGAUCUUUGUUCCUAUGCUGAUUUGUAAUUCUUGAACAGGUUAAGUAACAUGUUAUUUGUAGCUACCUUGGUGACACGUUUUCCGUGGCCGUGCAUAUUGAUUGUAUUUGAUGCAUAGUGCAUAGCGCCUCCUUACUCCUGUAGUCAAAGGCAGUAAAAUGCAUGUGUGGAUUUACAAUGAAAUGAUCUUCAUGGGUGUCUGAGUGUUUGUGCACUUUAUCCAUGUCAGUGGAAAGUAACCAGAGACGUGAAGCAGAACUUUACUUUGAAGUAUUUUAAACGUUCACUCUGUUACAUUCACAGUAACUGAGCAACAGCUUCAGUAUCUAGUUACUUUUCAGAUUAAAAGAUUUACAUUGAAAACCUGAGAUUUCUCUCCGUCCUGGAGGAGAAGGAUCCGUCCUCCAUCGCUCUUCUUUGUCUCUUACACUUCUUCAUGAUAACAGUGCUUUUGUUCUUUGUGGAUAAAUUAGAAGUGAGCAGCCACCACACUGAUAAUGAAUUCAAAGUAAUAAGAAACAACCACCUCUACAUGUCGUCUCUCUACAGCUGAAGUGAUUGGCUCAUUAACUGAUGACAGAACUGACUUUUUGAUUAAUCCUGAUAAAUUCACAGGUUCCUGCUUUCCGACUUAAAACCAGAUCUCAAACUGGUCCAGCUCCGCAUCAGGAGUCCAGCUCAGAACGAUGGUAACCCUUUAUAUCAAGUUGAUCCUAUAUUAGUCCCACGAUGGGGGAAACUGUAGAGUUGCAAGAGGACCUUCAAACAAUAGAGGUGGAUAAAAGUAAUAAGUUAGGAUUUAAAUUAAAGAAUAUAAACAGUACAACCUGAAUACCACCACUAUUGGUGACCAUUGGUUUCUUAUCGACAUGUAUGUGAAUCCUCAUGAAACACGUGAAUGUCAUUUAGAGUUCCAGCUGAUUGUUGCUCAUGAGUGACUGAAUCCUCUCUGUUCUCUGAACAUCUUCAUGUUCCUCUCCCUGAGCUUCAGACUUGGAUUCAUUGAAAUGCUCGUGUGCAGCUCCAGCCUGAAGCUUCUCAGAGUAACUGAGGGAAAACUAAUCAGAGGGGGGACCUGGGGCUGUGGGGCCCCUGGGGGCCCGGGUAUAAUCCUGCCCUGCUGAAAACUCUCGGGGUGGUAAAAUGAAGUCGGGGCCCGGGGCCCCUCUGUCUCUCUGGGCUGGAGCAGCGGAGCUCGUGGCUCCUGGGGGCCGCAGCAGCAGCAGCUAGCGACAGUUAGCUUUGUUUACAGCGGAGCCUCGACCCUCCCCCACCCGGCUCAGCAGCUCCUCCUCCACCGGCUAACCCGCUAGCUGCAGCCGCCUGCUGCUGGAAGAGCCGCCGCAAAUCCGCCUCCUCUGGAUUAACGUCGAAUUUAAACGGACCCGGUGGACGACCCGUCCAUUCCACCUCCGGUCACCGUCUUUGUGUGACGCUGCUGCGGCGGGUUAGCGACGCGAUGGCCAGCUAGCUGCUAGCUAACGAUCCGGUUAGCUCCAGGAGCCGGGGGCAGGAGCUCCGGCGACGGGCGUCUCAUUUCGGGCUGCUUCCCUUCGGAACCGUCGCUGGUGGAUCUGCGUGGGUUUGAUGGUACCGGGUCAUGCUGACUGAAGGGCCGCGUUUCCUCCGAGCGUAGCCGCGCAGCAGCAGCUUGGUGCCGCCCAGACGAAGUGGACUGUUUCGGUGGGAGCGGAGGAUGGCGUUUCACGGUGCGGGUCGGCAGACCGUGUGCGGGGACCUGUUUCCGGGCUCUGAGCUGGGCCACAAGUAUUUCUGUGUGAACUCCUCCUGCGGGGCCCCAUCCACGGGCCUCAGCGCCACGCCGUGCCUGACCGGACCCACCGCCCCGGCCGGGACCCCUCGUCACCCCACUGCUCUCGGAGGAAGCGCCGGCGGCGGAGCGGCGGUGCCUCAGCCCUACAGCAACCCGGCCAGCGAGGUGCCCAGCCCCGCAGAGAUGGAGCCCGACCGCCCCAUCGGUUAUGGCGCAUUUGGUGUCGUGUGGUCGGUGACCGAUCCCCGGGACGGUCGGAAAGUGGCUCUGAAGAAGAUGCCCAACGUCUUCCAGAACCUGGUGUCCUGUAAGAGGGUCUUCAGAGAGCUGCGGAUGUUGUGCUUCUUCAAACACGACAACGUUCUGUCGGCUCUGGAUAUUCUGCAGCCUCCGCAGAUCGACUGCUUCGAGGAAAUCUACGUGAUAACAGAGCUGAUGCAGAGCGACCUUCACAAAGUGAUCGUGUCUCCUCAGCCUCUCACCACCGACCACAUCAAGGUCUUCCUCUACCAGAUCCUCCGAGGUUUGAAGUAUCUGCACUCUGCUGGGAUCCUGCACAGAGACAUCAAACCUGGAAACCUGCUGGUCAACAGCAACUGUCUGCUCAAGAUUUGUGAUUUCGGGUUAGCUCGUGUGGAGGAGCCUGACCCGUCGCGUCACAUGACACAGGAGGUGGUGACUCAGUACUACCGAGCCCCCGAGGUGCUGAUGGGCUGCCGACACUAUGGCUCGGCCAUCGACGUCUGGUCGGUGGGCUGCAUCUUCGCAGAGCUGCUGGGACGACGUAUCCUCUUCCAGGCUCAGAGCCCGAUUCAGCAGCUGGACCUGAUCACCGACCUGCUGGGGACCCCCCCUCUGUCGGCCCUGGCGUCAGCCUGUGAAGGAGCCAGAGCUCACAUCUUGAGGGGGCCGCACAAACCGCCGUCGCUGUCGGUGCUCUACAUGCUGUCUGACGGAGCCACGCACGAGGCCGUGCACCUGCUCUGUCGCAUGUUGGUCUUUGAUCCGGCUAAAAGGAUUUCCGGCAGCGACGCCCUCUCCCACCCGUACCUGGACGAAGGGCGUCUGCGUUACCACACCUGCAUGUGUCAGUGCUGCUACUCGGUUCCCAGCGGACGAGUUUACACCCGAGACUUCGAGCCGGUCGCAGAGCGGCCGUUCAGCCACAGCUACGAGAACAGUCUGCUGUCGGUGUGGCAGGGAAAAG
Messenger RNA from Paralichthys olivaceus (Japanese flounder), 3596 nucleotides. NCBI's taxonomy places the organism in Eukaryota, Metazoa, Chordata, Actinopteri, Pleuronectiformes, Paralichthyidae. The record is from RefSeq and is a predicted model, not a curated record.